Acanthoscelides obtectus is the source of this 903-nucleotide messenger RNA. NCBI's taxonomy places the organism in Eukaryota, Metazoa, Arthropoda, Insecta, Coleoptera, Chrysomelidae. The record is from the annotation of a GenBank genome assembly.
AUGACAUCCUCGGCUUUUGUUAGAUACGGUCUCCAACCAACUAGCAUUAAUGUGGAUCCCGUCAUGCUGCCCACGUUCCUCACUUCCAGCCAAGUAUUCAAAGUCAAGGACAAAGAUACAGUCGUACUACCGUGUGAGGUGUCAAAUCCAGAAUUUAAGGACAGAACUAAAAAGCAAAAUGCAUUACAAAAAUUGGCCGAUUUAUUUAAUACGUCUACAGCGGAAAUUCAAAGGAAGCUACAUGAUUUGAGAACGCAAGUUAACCAAGAGUGGAGAAAGAUUCAAAAAAGGAAAAGUGCUUGGGAGUUCUUUGACUCAUUAAAGUUUAUAAUUGACGCAAAUAUACAGAAUGCUACGGAAGAUAAUCUGGUUCCAACAGCAAAUGCUUCACAAACAGAACCGCAACAUUCAUUAAUAGAUAGAGAAAACGUAACUCAAGAAUCGCCAAAGAUAGAACGAAAUGGCUCAAAAAGGCUGUAAAAAAAGGAGUUAGGAAACUGAGGAUGACGCUACUUUAGCUAAAGCUAUUAAAGUUAGGGAACGGCCUGUAGAUGACUUUCAAAUAUUUGGAGAUUAUGUAGCAUCAAAGCUCCGUUCCCUACAAACAAAACGGAAACGAAUGAUACAAAGAGAUAUUUUGUUUUAGAGUUAUCUGAUCAGGAAGAAACUCGUUCCUUAUCAACAACACCGGUUUCGAUCCCGCUUGUAUCUCCAGUAUAUGACACAAGUAGCUCAAAUUCACAGUCUUUUCAUACAUUGCAGUCAUACAAUUAUACCUAUUCUGAUCAACUUCAACCAGCACCUCGUGAAUUGCCGCACAACACUGGGGAUCAAUCCUUGCGAUUAUACUUACAGGAAUUCGAUACAAGUGCUUAAGAUAGUGAUAGUAGUCACCUAAAAAGA